Serendipita indica DSM 11827 is the source of this 453-nucleotide messenger RNA. The record is from the annotation of a GenBank genome assembly. NCBI's taxonomy places the organism in Eukaryota, Fungi, Basidiomycota, Agaricomycetes, Sebacinales, Serendipitaceae.
AUGUCUGAUCCAGAUAAAAGACUAGAAACAUGCACAGAUUGUGAUCCAAGGAGCGCGUCCGAGAUCAAAGUCGAGGCGAAAUCUGAAAAUCCGUUGGAUGCGAGCACCUUUGAACCUCCGCUAGCCCCCAGAUACCCGGUAGUCACUAUCGAAUACUGUGAUAGAUGCCGAUGGCUUCACAGAGCUACUUGGAUAGCUACAGAACUGUCUGUCACCUUUCCACCCCCUCAGAUACAGACUAUCAGCUUGGUGGCUGCCGCAGCUCCUCUACCUGCUGGUCGUUUUAGAAUGUGGCUUGCAGAAGCUCCUAAUGGCGCUCAAUCUGAUCCUAUUAUGACGCUCAUCUGGGACAGAAAGGUCGAGGAUGGAUUCCCAGAUUUGAAAGUAGUCAAGCAGCGAAUUCGAGACAAGGUUGCACCGAACAUGUCCUUGGGCCACUCGGAUCGCAAGUAG